UCUAUCUCAUCCCAAAAUCAUCAUCCAUAGCUAGCUAGAUCGAUCCAUCGAUCAUCCAUUCCGCCAUUAAUGGAGGCAUUAAGCUUUCCAUUUCGAAAACUCCCCAUCUUCCUCUCUCUAUCCAUUCUUCUUCUCCUCUGCAACUUCCCCUCAGCCCAUUGCCAUGACUUCCUCCAUUGCCUCUCCUCUGGAAACCAUUCCACAGUUUCCAGGGUCGUCGUCUACACACCCUCCAAUCCAUCUUACACUCCCGUCCUCAAUUCCUCCCUGAGGAACUUCAGAUUCACAGACCCCUCCACCCCAAAACCCCUCUUCAUCGUCACCCCCACCCACGAGUCUCAAAUCCAGGCCGUCAUCCGCUGCUCCGUCAAGCUCCGGCUGCAAAUCAGGACACGAAGCGGCGGCCAUGACUACGAAGGAGUUUCCUCGUGGGCUACAGCUCCCCAGCCAUUCAUCAUCCUCGACCUCGUAAACAUGAGCCAUAUUUCAAUCAACGCUCGAAAGAAGACAGCCUGGGCUCAGUCAGGGGCAACAAUCGGACAAAUCUAUUACAAACUCAGCCAGAUCAGCAGAACCCUCGCAUUCCCCGCCGGCGUCUGCCCCACAGUCGGCGUCGGCGGCCACUUCAGCGGCGGCGGCUACGGAACAUUGCUCAGAAAAUUCGGCCUGGCGGCUGACAACAUCAUCGACGCCCGAAUCAUCACCGUCGACGGAAAAAUCCUCGACAGGAAAUCCAUGGGGGAGGACCUGUUUUGGGCCAUCAGGGGCGGCGGCGGCGCCAGCUUCGGUGUAAUAACCGCCUGGAAGCUGAAAUUGGUGACCGUACCCAAAAUCGUCACCGUAUUCUCCGUCGGCAGGACCAUCGAAGAAAAUGCUACCAAGAUCUUCCAUAAAUGGCAAUCUGUCGCCCCCAAUUUCCCGAAAGAACUACUCGUCCCUGUAGCCAUCUUACAGGCGAAUUCGACAACCCGGCCCGGAAAGAAAACAGUGAUGCUAAUCUUCAAUGCCGUCUUCCUCGGCCGGGCCGCGAACCUCGUAAAAUUGUUGUCCGAAAGACUCCCCGAAUUAGGCCUGAAAAGAUCCGACUGUCGGGAAGUGAGCUGGAUUCAAUCAGCCCUGUUCAUGAGUGCAUAUCCUAUCGAAACACCUCCGGCGAUCUUCGAAAGCCGAGACCCGUUGCUGAAGUUCUACUUCAAGGGGAAGAGCGAUUACGUGCAGGAACCGAUUCCCGAACACGGCCUGGAAGGAUUAUGGAAGCUAAUGUUAGAAGACGAAGCCGAAUUGGCGCAAGUGAUCCCGGUCCCGUACGGUGGAAGAAUGGCGGAGAUAUCCGAAUCCGCACUUCCAUUCCCUCACCGGGCGGGGAACUUGUACAAAUUCCAGCACAUCGUGUUCUGGAACGAGCCCGGCGAGGAGGCCUCGAAAAGGCAUAUAGAUUGGAUGAGGAGAUUGUACGAGUACUUGACCCCUUACGUGUCCAAGUCUCCGAGAGCCGGGUACAUUAAUUAUAGGGAUCUUGAUCUCGGAGUCAACGACGUCCAAGGGAACACGAGCUAUGCCAAAGCUAGUGUUUGGGGAUUGAAGUACUUCAACAAAAAUUUUCGAAAAUUGGUUGAGGUGAAAACUAGGGUCGAUCCCACAGACUUUUUCAGAAACGAGCAAAGUAUUCCGCCGUUUCUAUCGGUAAAAGCAGCUAAUUGAUUAAGAGUGCCCGAUCCGAUCCGGCCCCAACUUGGUGAUGGGGCGGGAGGGAGCUUACACACAAUUAGAUUUGUUUUGGGACAAUAAUAUUGAUCAAGAUAGGAUAUAUGUUCUAGCUCUUCUUGUGUUGUAAGAAUUGUUUGCUAUUUUGUUUGCAAAUUAUUUCUAUCAAUAAGGGGUAGACAGUUAGGAUUGGAAUGUAAUAUGCACCGAUGGAGCUGUAACUAGUGUUGCAUUGUUUUUUAAACAAUAAAACUAAUUAGCAUUUUAUUUGAA
Molecule: messenger RNA, 1977 nt
Organism: Andrographis paniculata
Lineage: Eukaryota; Viridiplantae; Streptophyta; Magnoliopsida; Lamiales; Acanthaceae
Product: tetrahydroberberine oxidase-like
Exons: 1
Coding region: 70-1701 (543 amino acids)
Molecular function (GO): FAD binding; oxidoreductase activity
Source: RefSeq, a predicted model, not a curated record